GAAAUAUUUGAGCUCUCAUGUGAUCAGGCGCGUAGAAUUCUGGGCGCCGACGUAUCAUGCCUUGGGUAUCGCGAAAAUAAAGGAAAUAGGCCAAGCAAACGAUAAUAUCGUUGAUUGGCUAGGGUUUGACAUCAGACAAAGAAUUCAGGCUGGUCGCCGUAGCAUGGAAAUCACGUAGUAGCAUAUCUACUCACUUGAACAACCAUACACAGACGUAGUAUUAGCUGGAGAAGUUCAUUAUAUCGGUUUUGCUUUCUGAGGUCCCGCGUUCGAAUCGCGACGAUGACGAGGGCUAAAAAAGAAGCUUUGGAUUAUUGCACUAUCAAGGGAAAUGGCAAGGUCGUCAAAGUGGGAGAUACCGUGCUCAUGCGCGCUCAGGAUCCCGAUAACCCUCCAUACGUAGCGCGAGUGGAGAAGAUUGAGAGCGAAGCGCGUAGCAACGGUCAUGUUAGGGUUCGCGUGCGAUGGUAUUACAGGCCGGAGGAAUCUAUCGGCGGUCGACGGCCAUUUCACGGCGUGAAGGAGCUCUUCUUGUCCGACCAUUACGAUACGCAGAUCGCCGACACCAUUGAAGACAAAUGCGUCGUUCAUUCUUUCAAGAAUUACACAAAACUCGACAGCGUGGGCGCGGAAGAUUAUUUCUGUCGCUUCGAGUACAAGGCCGCCACCGGCGCGUUUACUCCCGAUAGGGUGGCCGUGUACUGCAAGUGUGAAAUGCCGUACAACCCCGACGAUUUGAUGGUGCAGUGCGAAUUGUGCAAAGACUGGUUUCAUCCAGCAUGCAUGAAUCUAAAUACAGAACAGGCAAAAGCUAUGGAGUAUUUCUAUUGUCCAGAUUGUACAGAUGGUGACAAGAAACAAGGAAACCCUGCCAAAGAUUUUUCAGUUGCAAAGAAGGUGUGUUGCAGAUGUAAGGAGUGAACUUGUGACAAUGUCUAGAUUGCAAAAAGCUGCAGAGCAGCCUGAAUCAAAGCGGCAAAAGAAAUGACAAGGUGGAUGAUUCUUGUGGUCUAGAUCUGUUUUGUAAUUGCAGCUGAUAAUUGAGAUUGGUUCGUUGAUGAACUACCAACAUGUGGAUGUUUUCUGCAGUUGCCGUAUAUUCUCGAUAUUGCUGUUUUAGUGUGUCUAUGUGUAUAGUUUGUGAUCAGAUAUAAGUAGCAUUUUCCCCUUAGUUAUGGUGUUGUGCUAUAGUGAGUCAUCUUUUGCCUUGUUAUGCCAUAGCGAAUGAACAUAAUGUUUUGUACAGUGAUGAAUGUAAAAGGUACACAAGUACCAAUGGCGAAAGUAGAAACCAAGAUAUAGGUGGAUUAGGAGCGUGCAGGUGUUAAGCUUAUGUGUCAAUGAAACUAAGAGAACAAUUGGAUCAUGGGGUGGUUAGUUUAUGAUCUUGUUUGUGCAACUGUCUUGCUCCAUAAAUUUCAGAAGAAUUUGAUGUGUAUAUGUAUCAUUUAUAAAUUUCCAGGGUCAUUUUCUUUGA
Cryptomeria japonica (Japanese cedar) is the source of this 1477-nucleotide messenger RNA. RefSeq names its product chromatin remodeling protein EBS. The record is from RefSeq and is a predicted model, not a curated record. Gene Ontology annotation, molecular function: chromatin binding. The transcript is spliced from 6 exons. NCBI's taxonomy places the organism in Eukaryota, Viridiplantae, Streptophyta, Pinopsida, Cupressales, Cupressaceae. The coding region runs from base 283 to 921 and encodes 212 amino acids.